Messenger RNA from Staurois parvus, 367 nucleotides. The record is from the annotation of a GenBank genome assembly. NCBI's taxonomy places the organism in Eukaryota, Metazoa, Chordata, Amphibia, Anura, Ranidae.
AUGGGGACCCGGGCAAUAGGGGAUCAUGGGGCCCCUGUGUCCUUGCCCACACUCAAAAAAAGCCUAUAAAAGGUACCAGGGGCAUUUCAUGGGGCCCCAUACUGACCCUGGGCCCUCGGGCAUGAUUUCCCCUCGCAUUUGGCGAGCGAGCAAGCAGCUUUUUCAAGCCUUGUGCUAGACCAUCUAACAGGGGCGGACUGAUAACUCAUGGGGCCCCUGGGCAAUAGGGGAUCAUGGGGCCCCUGUGUCCUUGCCCAAACUACAAAAAGCCUAUGAAAAAGGUACCAGGGGUAUCUCAUGGGGCCCCCUACUGACCCCGGGCCCUUGGGCAGUGCCCGAGUUUCCAAAUGGUCAGUCCACCCCUGCC